AUGGAGGGGCUCUCAGAACGCGACAGGAGCGCGUAUUUCCGGCGACACUUUGCAGGGGAGGCGCAGGCGCGGCACGCUUUCCACCUGAUGCAGAGCAACGCGGCGCUGUUCCGCUUGGGCGCGGGCGCCCGCGGUGUGCUGGACGGUGUGCCCCUGUCUGCGGCUGCAGAUGCACCGGGGCGGGGACUCCCGCCCCACCUGCCAGACCGCCAGGGCGCUGCGGCUGCGCUUCCUCUGCAGCCGGUUCGCGCCCGCGCGGGGCAGUUGCCCGGGGCCUGGCGUCGCCGCUGCGCUGUGCACCGUGCCUGCUGGCGGCUGCGAACUGUGGGCNUCUGCAGCCGGUUCGCGCCCGCGCAGGGCAGUUGCCCGGGGCCUGGCGUCGCCGCUGCGCUGUGCACCGUGCCUGCUGGCGGCUGCGAACUGUGGGCGCACAGCGCGCUGUGCGAUGCGCACGACCUGCGCCGGCUGCGCGUGCACGAGUCGGCCCUGCGCCCUUUCCUGGACGGGGGCAUCCUCCAGAAGGGCCGAGACUGCCAGGGCUGCUACUGCUUCGUCCGCCCGAGCGUCCAGCUCCUGGCCACCGCGUUCUACGUUCUGCGGGGCGAGGACGGCCAAGACGCGGGGAGCCCCACCUGGACAUCAGGUGUGCAGAGGCUGCUGUCCAAGGAAGAAGGACUCAAGAACCCCCACCUAGCCCCCGUGGGGCGCUUCCUGUUCGGCCUCGCCAAUGAAAAGAGGGCCAGGGAGCUAGGGACGACCUUUGGCUGCCCGGUGUCCACGGAGGUCAAGCAGGAGCUACUGGAAUGCAGAGUAAGGUCCGCCCAGAACAGACACUUCUCCUCGGUGCCUGACACAAAGGAGACUUUGUACUGUCUCUACAAAUCCCAGGAGGAGCCGCUUGUGAAGGAGGCCAUGGCCCAGGUCACCGAAGUGGCCCUGUCCCUGCAUUUGCAAGAUGCCUCAGACAUCGUGCACGCAUCCUUCUGCCUCAAGCACUGUGAAAACUUGCAGAAAAUGUGGCUGCGGGUAGAAAGGGGAUGUUCCUGGAGAACGAUGCUGCAUGGGAACCAGAGGCUCAGGCUGACGGGUUCCGGAAUGAUCACUCCGUGCUUCCUUUCUGGAUGGAUCCUUUUUCCACGUUCGACUCAAACAAGAAUCUGGUGUUUCUGGACAUCAGUCAGAGCUUCCUGAGUUCCUCCUCAGUGAAACUGCUUUGUGAACAAAUAGCGUCUGCUACCCAUAAUCUUCCGAAAGUGGUGCUGGAGACUUGUUCUGCCACCACCCAGCCCUGGGCCCAUCUCUCCUCCUCCCUCAAGAUCAGCGAGUCCCUCCUGUGCCUGGACCCCACAGCCAGUGAGCGGCCAGACAAGAGUGCCAGGUUGCUGUGCACGACUCCAAGACACCAAGGUGCAGGCGCAGAGGCUGUCGUAA
This is a messenger RNA of Ailuropoda melanoleuca (giant panda), 1431 nucleotides long. RefSeq names its product NACHT, LRR and PYD domains-containing protein 7. Gene Ontology annotation, cellular component: cytoplasm. Gene Ontology annotation, biological process: regulation of inflammatory response. Lineage: Eukaryota; Metazoa; Chordata; Mammalia; Carnivora; Ursidae. The record is from RefSeq and is a predicted model, not a curated record.